CCGCACAUGCGCACAUGAAAUUCUAAGGAAUUGUUUUUGUUUUGCGCCAAAGCCAGCCGGCAAAUUGUGAAUUUUGACCGCUCUGGCACUUUUAGUUUUAUAUAAUUUAGGAUAGCGCUUGAUCUCACAAUGGAAAUUUGAGUGUAAGUGACUAAAACAUUGCAGUUGCUUUUGCAGAACAGGCGAAGAAUGGUCCAGAAAAUGUAACUUAACCAUGGAUUGUAUAAAACCGAAGAGGAAUAUUCUGAGCAUCAAGCCAUACAAAGCCAGCACGGCUAAAUCCAAUGGCGAAGCUCCAUCAGAAUCUAGCAUUCCCGGCCGAUUUAGCAAAUCCAAAGACACUCUUGAAUUUAAUCUUGAUUCUGGGAGCACAGGCAACAGUUACAGCACCCCAAAAAGAGGAUUAAGUUCAACCACAGAGGUAAAGACACCUACAGACAAACCGGUUGUUCUGGAGGAGGAAUUCAGUCCAAUAGAACUAUUUCCUUACUCCCAAUCUCAAUCAGCUCCUAUAGUUCAAUGGGACUACAAUGCUGUUCAGAGAUCCAGCAGGACAGGUCUCACUCGACGGUCAAGGCCAAGCAGUGGCUCGAUGCCAACCAUUCCAGAAAUCAAACCACCGAAAAGACGAACUCCUUCGCCAACAACUGAGGACAUGCCACCACUUAAAAAGCAAAGCCAAGAGGGACUCAAUGCUCUUCAGCAGCACGUGAAGGCGCUGCAAGAGUUAGUUUCAAGUGACGAGGAGAGCUCUGAAACGGAAGAGGACAAGCUUGGGCUCUCAAUACACCAGUCUCUUUUCAUCUCUGAUAAAUUUGAACGCAGUACGGCCUCUCCUGAUCCAUUUGACUCAGCGCCAAAUGAGGUUGAAAUUGCUGAAACAAAAGAUGGAGAGGAAAAAGAAAUCUGCACCCUUGUUGCGACUGUUCCAAAGCUAGAAUCUACUCCUGAAAAAGAAGCGAGCCCUGUGCAAGAUAUGUCUUUGGACCUUGAUGAGUCUCUCUUGAUUGCGUGCACUGAAAAAGUGGAAAGAGAGGUGAGACUGAGCCAACAGCAGCAGCAAGAAGUUGCGAAACCUCCAGCAGUGCAGCCAGCUAAGAAGACUAGUCCCAAGAAAAACUCUACUGUGAGUGGCUUGCAGAGAGGCCGGCUGCAAAAUCUAAGCUGCUCCUCCCCGAAGAAAAAGCCUAUGUCACCUCACAAGAAACCAGUCGUCGGACCGGUGAAACGGCAUUCAGAUGGAAAGGAAUUCAAUCCACAGUGGAUGGAGAAAAUCAAGUCGGCCACCUCGCCUUUAAAUAAUUCCAUGAGAGCUUCGCAGAGCAGUGAGAAAAGUUUCCAUAGAAAUCUCUUCUCCAACUCGCAAUUGAAAAUAUCCUUAGUCGCAAAAAAUGUGGCUGGACAGAGCAAUGAGACAAAGAAAACAGUCACAGAGCAGCAGAAGAAGGAAGAGCAAAUCCAAAUCAAAGCUGCAAAGCAACCUGCUAAGAAUGUGAACAAGUCCUUUGACCCUUUCGAAGACGACUCCUUUGAUGCCAACCUGGACGAACUUGAUGCGAUCGAGGCCCAAGCCCUCACUCAAUUGGCCGCUAGCCAAAAAGCCCCGGAGCCAGCUGUGAUCAAACCUGUGCAGACCACCGUCUCAUCUAUUCCCGUUAAGGCGCCGCCGAAGCCAAUGCAACCGUUCCCCCGACACCAGAGUGCCUCUUUUUUGCCCAAAGUGCAGCCACAGCUUUCAAAAGUGGGCAACUCUUUUUCAAAGCCUGCUUUCUCGGUUAAGCCACCAGCGAAUUUGGCCUUCAAGCAGCAAAACAAUUUAAACAAACCGUUAACUGUGAUGAACAAGCAGCCUUAUUCACUCCAACCAAGAAAUCAAUCUGUAAAAGCGCAGCAGAAGCCAGCAGCAACCACAGUUUCAAACCGCGUCCAGGGUGCCAACCCGCCAGCCACAAGCAGUCUGAAAAAGUCUCCUCUCAUCCGGCACAAGUCUGCAGACUUCACGACCAGGGCGCCUGUGGCAACCAUGUCUUCAAAGCCAACUGGUGGAGCUCAAUUUUUGAGACACAGAUCUUUCGAAUUUGGAAAAGUCCAAUCAAAUGCUCAACAAUGCACCAAGCAAGAGAUAGAAAUGAAAAGAUUGGAGGCUAAGAAGAGAUUGGAGAGGCGCAAACAGCAAUCUCUGAAUGUCUAAAAAUCCGUUCUAGGAGUUGUAGAAUAAAGCAAUGAAAAUUCUAAUGGUUCAAAUCUUAA
This is a messenger RNA of Cloeon dipterum, 2250 nucleotides long. RefSeq lists its product as uncharacterized. The record is from RefSeq and is a predicted model, not a curated record. Lineage: Eukaryota; Metazoa; Arthropoda; Insecta; Ephemeroptera; Baetidae. The transcript has 6 exons. The coding region runs from base 215 to 2191 and encodes 658 amino acids.